UGAAUAGCAUUCGAAUUUUUUGGAUUCAUCCGAGAGAAUUUUUGUCAAAACAUUGAGUUUCAUUCAGUUUCAUCAUCAUUGAAAUCAACAUUGAAAAAUUAACAUGGCCAAAAGUAAUAUCGAUGACGCUAAAUUAGAGGUGAAACGUUUCUUAAUCCAUGCUAAUCGCCCAUAUAGUUGUACAGAUGUGGCCAAUAAUUUUCAAAAUAAAUUCAACAAAUCUUUGAUACAAAAAUCAUUGGAUUCAUUGGUCGAACAAAAUGAUGUGAUUGAAAAAUUAAAUGGCAAACAAAAAAUAUAUUUCAUUUCACAAGAAAACACCAAUUUCAAUGAAGAAUCAAUGAAAAAAGUGCAAGAAAAAAUUGAACAACAUAAUCAAUUGAUUGAAGAAUUAAACAAGUCGAUUGCUGAGAAACGAGAAAAAUUGAAUGCUUUAAAAAGUUAUGUAUCAAUCGAGGAACUUCAAGAUUGUUUGGCCCGAUUACAGGCACAAGUUGAUGAACUUCGUUUACAAUCGAAAGAAUAUGAAUCAAAAUGUUCGGCCGCAAAAAAUAUGGAUGCCGCGAUUGAACGGAAAUCUACGCUUACGUUGAAACGUAAAAAAUUAGUAGAUGAAUGGCGAAAACGUAAACGUAUGGCCACCGGAAUAAUUAAUACGAUAAUGGAAAAUUAUUCGAAAAAGAAAAGAUUUUUCGAAGAAGUAGGUAUCGAAACCGAUGACGAUAAUAAUGUUGUUAUUCCUUCGAAUGUUUAAGCGAAGAUGAAGACACCAGCAAAGAAGUUUUGGAUGUAAAAAAUAUCAUUUCGAAAGU
Molecule: messenger RNA, 812 nt
Organism: Dermatophagoides farinae (American house dust mite)
Lineage: Eukaryota; Metazoa; Arthropoda; Arachnida; Sarcoptiformes; Pyroglyphidae
Product: homologous-pairing protein 2 homolog
Biological process (GO): meiotic joint molecule formation; homologous chromosome pairing at meiosis; meiotic strand invasion involved in reciprocal meiotic recombination
Cellular component (GO): DNA recombinase auxiliary factor complex; condensed nuclear chromosome
Molecular function (GO): recombinase activator activity; double-stranded DNA binding
Source: RefSeq, a predicted model, not a curated record